Messenger RNA from Cucurbita moschata (crookneck pumpkin), 907 nucleotides. Its product is annotated as signal peptidase complex catalytic subunit SEC11C-like. The transcript has 8 exons. Gene Ontology annotation, cellular component: membrane; signal peptidase complex. Gene Ontology annotation, molecular function: serine-type endopeptidase activity. Lineage: Eukaryota; Viridiplantae; Streptophyta; Magnoliopsida; Cucurbitales; Cucurbitaceae. The coding region runs from base 183 to 725 and encodes 180 amino acids. The record is from RefSeq and is a predicted model, not a curated record.
CCGGGACGACUGAACCCGCGAAAUGGCGAAUGGUCAGAGCUCAGGAAGUUCUUCAAAUGGAAACCCAGUUUUCAUAUGAACUGUUCAUCAAAUCGCGAAGAAUUUUCAGUUCUUCAUUUCCAUUGAGUGCAUAAAAUCCACUUCAUAGCUCCUCAAAACAGCAGAGAAAAAGCGGAGCCAACAUGGAUUGGAUUGGAGAGAGCACCGAGUAUUUGAAAUCCAUCAAAAUCAGACAGAUUCUAUCUCAGGCUAUCAGUUUUGGUUUGAUUGUUACAUCUGCAUUGAUGAUUUGGAAAGCAUUGAUGUGCUGGACAGGGAGUGAGUCACCUGUUGUGGUUGUGCUCACCGGAAGUAUGGAACCUGGUUUUGCGAGGGGCGACAUUCUCUUCCUCCAUAUGAAUAAGGAUCCAAUUCGUGCAGGGGAGAUCGUUGUGUACAAUGUUGAGGGACGUGAUAUUCCAAUCGUCCAUCGUGUAAUCAAGGUUCACGAGGCAAGAGAUACAGGAGAAGAUUAUAUACUUACCAAAGGUGACAAUAACCACUAUGAUGACAUUGGACUAUAUGCUAAGGAUCAGCUUUGGUUGCAAAGACACCACAUCAUGGGAAAAGUCAUCGGUUUCUUGCCAUAUGUUGGUUAUGGAACAAUUAUCAUGACAGACCUGCCUAUAAUCAAGUACAUCCUUAUUGGUGCCUUGGUAUUGCUGAUCUUAACCUCCAAGGAUUAACAAGUAAGGAUAGAACUUUACUUCUAAUUUAUACCCAAUAUGAUACAGGAUAGGAAGAGUAUAGGAUGAUAAUCGAUGUGACAUCCAAUAUUGAUCGAGGGUUAACUAGUUGAUCUAUGCUCGAUCUAGCUCAAACUUGGAUACUUUGUCAUCCAUUGACAAUAUAACGUGUAAUACAAAUA